ACAGUAACAUGGAGGGCAGUUACGCUGCUUCACGCGGCAUUUCUCAGAGCAACUGUCAAGGCCAGAAUCCUGGCUUGGCUACUCCAUUGGCUGUUUCCUCCCUACUGGAAUUGGAACUAUGUCAGAAGCCAACCCAACAACAGUACCUGUACCCAGCCUGACUCCUACUGCGGAAGUGGUUACUGUGGCACACCACACGCCCUACCGAGUCCUCACGUGGGGCGUGCGCACUCCCACAGUGCCGUGUGUCGGACUUGAUUGGAAACUUUAGGCCUCAGUCAGCCCAGGCGACAAGAAGAAGGGGGGCAAAUUCCAGCCGUUUAAGAAGCUGUUUGGCAAAAGGAGAAAGAAAGACGCAUCAUCGUCGGCCCGGGAGGAGUCGGUGGGGAAGAAGAGUGACUCUCACCAGAGUGUCAGCAAUGGGACUUUCUCUUCGGAUGAGGAGGCGCUGGAGGACGGUCUAAGGUCCUUCAACUAUUCUAUGGGAACCCGGGCGUUUUCUCAUGACAGUAUUUUUAUCCCUGAUGGGGGAGCAGAAAGUGAGCAGACAGUUCAAGCAAUGUCACAGGACAACAUCCUGGGCAAAGUCAAAACUCUUCAGGACUGUGCUUUAUUUUUCAGUCGACUAAGCAGUAUGUUCCUGCAACAGCUGGGCAAGAAUAUCAAGUUUGGGCAGCGGCCGCCCAACGCCGUUCCCAUGAAGAAGGCGGGCAGUGGGGAGGCCGGCUUAGAAGAGGAUCUGCUCCUGACCAGUCCCAUGGAAAUUGUGACCCAGCAGGACAUCGUCCUCUCAGACACUGAGAACAAACCCAGUGAUACGCCAAGUUCUCUGAGUCCCCUGAAUCUACCUGCAGCUGGAAGUGAGAUGGAAGAGAAGGUUGCUCCAGUUAAACCGUCUCGGCCAAAAAGGCACUUCUCUUCUGCUGGCACCAUCGAAAGUGUCAACCUAGAUGCCAUCCCCCUGGCCAUCGCUCGCCUGGACAACAGUGCUGCCAAGCACAAACUGUCCGUUAAGCCAAAAAACCAGAGGGUGUCAAAGAAGCACAGGCGGCUUGCCCGGGACCGACAAAAUGAGCACGGUGGCCUGGAGAGUCAGCCUUCCCUGGACCAGAACGGACACCUGGGGGAAGACAAGCACAUCCGGCAUGAGGAGGAACCAGAGCCCCUGGAUGCGGAAGAAGAGAAAAGACGCCACGAAGACUACUGGCGGGAGCUGGAGGCCAAGUGCAGGCGGCAGAAGGCGGAAGCAGCGGAGAAGCGACGCCUGGAGGAGCAGCGGCUGCAGGCGCUGGAGCGGCGGCUCUGGGAAGAGAACAGGAGGCAGGAGCUCCUGGAGGAGGAGGACGAGGAGGGCGACGGGGAGGAGCCGCAGCUAGAGGCGGAAGGGCAGCGGCGGAGCCUGGAAGCGCAAGGUUGGCCCGAGCCAGGGCGGAGGGCGCGCGAGGAGCGCGAGCGCCUGGAGGCCGAGGAGCGCAUGCGCGCGCAGGCGCAGGCCGAGGAGCGCGAGGAGCGCAUGCGCGCGCAGGCGCAGGCGGAAGAGCAGCUGCGGCAGCGCCGGCGGGAGGAAGAGGAGGAGAGCAAGCGCGCGGAGGAGCUCCGAAGGCAGGAGGAAGAAGAGGAGAGGAGACGCGCUGAGGAGCAACGAAGGCAGGAGGAAGAAGAGGAGAGGAGACAGGCUGAGGAGCUCCGAAAGCAGGAGGAAGAGGCGAGAAAACGCGCAGAGGAGCAAAAAAUGCAGGAGGAAGAAGAGGAGAGGAGACGGGCUGAGGAGCUCCGAAGGCAGGAGGAAGAAGAGGCGAGAAGACACGCCGAGGAGCUCCGAAGGCAGGAGGAAGAAGAGAGGAGACGGGCUGAGGAGCUCCGAAGGCAGGAGGAGGAGGCGGCGGCGACGAGGCUCGCGGAAGAGCUGAAGAGGCGGGAGGACAUGGCGGCGCGGAGGCGGCAGGAGGAGGCCGGGCCUGCGGAGGCGGCGCGGAGCGCCGAGGAAGGGCGACAGCUCGAGCCCGAGGACAGGAGGGGCCCGCGGAGCCCGCUUCACGUUGACCUGGAGGAGAAGCCCGAAGAGCCGGAAGACGCAGAGCCCAGAGGGCAAAGCCAAGUCUCCGAGGAACCGAGCGUCGGCGAGGAGCAGAGCCCGGAGGCCGGGCCCGCGAGGCCGCGGCAGGGGCAGAGGGGGCGUCUCCACGGGGACGAGCGUGCGGCGCUGGAGGAAGGGACACAAGCGGCGAGAGCAGACGCUCCCCAGAAAGGCGAGGGGCGGGCGGCAGACGCGCAGCCGGCGGCCGCUCCAGAGAGAGACCGGAAGGUGGAGGAGCUGAGGUGGCAGGAAGUGGACGAGAGGCAGACCAUGCCCAGGCCCUACACCUUCCAGGUGUCCUCGGGAGGGAAACAGAUUCUCUUCCCCAGAGUCAACCUGAGCCCCGUGACGCCCGCGAAGGACGCGGGACUCGUCUCUGCGCCCCGGGAGCCGAAGGCGGCCCCGUCCAGCGCGGCCCCCCACGCGCUGCCCUCGUCCCUGAGCGUUCCCCACACGGCCAUUCUGGUCACGGGGGCGCAGCUCUGCGGCCCGGCCGUCAACCUGAGCCAGAUAAAGGACAUGGCGUGCAAGUCCCUCCUGGGCUUGUCGGAAGAAAAGAAGCACGUGGACGUCCCCGCCGUGGAGCACCCGCCCCGAAUGCCCGGCGACCCCCGGGCGGGCAGCGGGAAGGCCAGGCCCGCCCCGGAGUCCGCCAGCAGCGCGGCCGCGCUGGCCGAGUGGGCUUCCAUUCGGUCCCGGAUCCUGAAGAACGCCGAGAGUGACCCGCGCAGCGAGAGGGAGCAGGCGCGGCCCGGCGACGAGCCCACCCCCAGGCCGCGCUGUGAUUCCCGCGGGAACCUCCGGAAGACCCCGCCGGUGAAUGCGAAGUUCUCUAUUAUGCCUGCCUGGCAGAAAUUCUCGGAACCGAGCACGGAAGCUGAAAGCAUUAAGAAAAGACCCACAGUGGGACCCGGCGAAGAGACCCCGCUCCCGCCUCCGCCUGCCGGUGCCCCCGAGCCCCGGAAGAGUCCGGAGAAGCUGGAGGUGCACCAGGAGCCAGCAGACACCACAGAGGGAUGCAAAUUUGCCAAAGACCUUCCAUCUUUCCUUGUUCCAAGCCCCCCUUACGCUUCGCAGAAGGCAGCGGCCCAUGCGGAGUCCACGACCACUUCGGACGGUGAGACCACCCAUGCCAUAGCAAAGCCAGACCCCGUGAUGCCAGGUGGGGAGGAAAAGGCCUCACCUUUUGGAAUAAAAUUGAGAAGGACCAACUACUCCUUGCGCUUCCACUGCGACCAACAGGCAGAACAAAAGAAGAAGAAGAGGCACAGCAGCACAGGAGACAGUGUGGAGGGGGGCCCGCCUGCAGUGGGGAGCUCCCAAGGAGAGACAGAGACAGACGGUGGGGCGGUCAAGCGCGACCCCUCCCUUCCCCAAGAGAGGAAGCAGGCCCCAUCCACGCGGAGGGACCCUGCCGAAAGCCCUUCUCCUCCGGUAGCCCAGCCCAGGGCCCCACCCGCCAGCAGCCAGACCCCGGCUCCAGAGCAUGACAAGGCAGCAAACAAAAUGCCCUUGGCACAGAAGCCGGCGCUGGCUCCCAAGCCUGCCAGUCAGACCCCACCAUCAUCCCCACUCUCCAAACUGAGCAGGCCCUACUUGGUGGAGCUGCUGGCUCGCAGAGCCGGGAAGCCCAAUCUGGAGCCGAGCGAGCCGGCGAAGGAAGUCCAGCAGAGCAGCGAGCCCCAGCCACCAUCGCCCUCAGCCCCUGAGGAAAGGAAGGAACAGAAGGACGAAGAGGAAGUGACAGAGAGGAAACCUGCUUCCCCACCUCUGUCUGCUGCUGAGCAAGAGAAGCCUUCCCAAACCCCUGAGGCUGGGAGGAAAGAGAAGCCGGUGCUUCAGAGCAGGCACUCUUUGGAUGGCUCCAAACUUACUGAGAGAGUGGAAACUGCACAGCCCCUGUGGAUAACGUUAGCACUGCAAAAGCAGAAGGGGUUUCGGGAGCAGCAGGCAACUCGAGAGGAGAGGAAGCAGGCCAGAGAGGCCAAACAUGCAGAAAAGCUCUCCAAAGAAAAUGUCAGUGGCAGCCCGCAGCCUGCAGGCGGCAGCGUGAGCAGAGCAGGUUCCCUGCAGAAGGCCACCGCCCCGCCGGAAGAGAAGAAGCCCGAGACUGUAGCGUCUAGGCUGGAGCGCAGAGAACAGCUGAAAAAGGCCAACACUCUUCCUACGUCUGUGACAGUGGAGAUCUCAGAUUCGGCUCCCCCCGCACCGCUGGUGAAGGAGGUCACCAAGAGGUUCUCCACCCCAGAUGCUGCCCCCGUGUCAACAGAACCCGCCUGGCUGGCUUUGGCCAAAAGGAAAGCAAAAGCCUGGAGCGACUGUCCGCAGAUAAUUAAGUAGAGAGAGACUCUUACCCUUUCCCUUUGCCGGUCAUUGGCUCCUCUCUUGCCCUUUUUAUUUAUUUAUUUUUUAUAUGAGGUAAAGAGACCAAGCUAGGGAAAAGCAUGUUUUAUAGGCGCUAAAAUAAUGUUCAGAGACUGAACCGGUGGCGUUCAUCGUAAAGAGUGUUUGCACAACCCUCGGUGCUGGUGCCUUGAGCUCCUCCUCGUUCUCAAGAGAAAAUUCCGUCCAAGGGACCCCAGGAAGCAAAAUCUCUAAACUAAGGUCUCCUCGUGAGCCUGCCACGCCCAUUCCAUGGCCCUCCACGUACAUACACACCCACGUACUGUUCAGUACUUUUGCCAAUCUUUGUAGUGGUUUUUUGAUUCUCUCAUUUCUUUUGUCCCCACCAUAUGUUUGGGGAUGUUUAUCCUUUCUGCAGUUACAGUGAAAGGAUCAUGUAUAGAUAGAAACAAGGAUGCUCGUUCUCCUGAACACAGCAAGUAACUGGUAAUCACAAGGAACAGUCUGGCUUCCGGCUCUGUGCCCACGUCCGUUUUCGUGAACAUUCCCCACCCUGAAGCUGUAACACAGAAGACAAAUCCAUUCGCACUUUCACAGCGCUGUGGACCCAGUGUGAGGCCCCAUUAUACCAAUACCCUCCUUAAGGACAUGCUCAGAAUUCAGCCCAGUUGGCUCCCAGGGAACAUUUGUAUUUAAUAUGGUGAAGAAAGGAAAUUCUUUAUCAGAGCCACAAGUACUCUUUCUGUCUCCCAAAAUCCCCAUCUAGUACAGUGAUUCUUAAAAUGUCCAGGCUCCAUCCCAGGCCUACUGAAUCAGAGCCUUUAAGGACAAAGUCAGGAAUGUAUAUUCUGGCAGAAACUCUUCAGAUGAAUUCUGAUAUAUCCCAAAAGUUAAGAACCUUGGAAUAGAGUGAUUCUGGUAUAAUCUAGUUUUUCAGAUGCUGAAGGGGAGGCUCAUUCACCCAAAAAGCAAAGUGAGACAGGAAAAAAUAAUAAAACAACCCCCCCAACCCAGCCAUUUAUUACAAGAAACAACAGGCUAUUGACAUUACAUGUCUCUGAAAAUCCCCUUUGCUCUUUAGGGAAAAUUAAUAGGAAGUCAAGAUUUGGAGUUUUUAUACUAAGGAUUUCCUGCAGAAAGUUUUUUCUGUACUAUAAUUUAGAGUCAAAUGUUCAGCAUUUAUAAUUCAGAGCAUUCGCCCUGCUACCUUUAAAAAAUAUCUGUUUUAAGUGGCCUUGUUAUAUACAUGUGCAUACAAAGAAUGAACUUGACAGUUGAAAAGCUACAUAUAUUCACUUUUAUUUACCUUAAUCUGCUUUUCAUGAAACAUAGAUAUACCGGAAAACCUACAUAUUGCUGGUACUAACUUUAUAUUUCAUAGUGUUGGUGUAAUCCCCUUUUCUUAGAUUCUUACUCCAAAAUAUAGGUACAAAUCCUUUGCCCAGUGCAAAGAGAAUUAAAUCCAUUUUCCUCUCCUUCAGAACAUGUUUUAUUUGUAUCUGACAUUAGUUUCCUUCACACUCACUCAAUAUGCAAUGUCUCGUUAUUCUAUCAUAUAUCUUAAAGAAUGACAGUGAAGUUAUUUACCAUGUAGAAACCAUCUCUCAUCUCCUUCUAGAAACAAUGGCCCAGCCUCACGGUAGCAGCUGGCAUGUGUGGUCAAGUGGAUAGUCGUACUCUGCAAGUUGGAUUUGAUAAUUAUAUACACUGGACCUUCAGACUGUUAAGAAUCAAUGUAACUUUUUUUAUUGCUAUGGUAAGCAAUUAAUACACCACUGCACGUUUCCAUACUAAUGUUCAUUUCUAAAUCUAAUAUAUAGGCAUUUGUUGGUUCCAAUGAUUUCCUCACUAAUAUAACACUUUUUAAUGGGAAUCUUUCCACCAAGAGCCCUGGAAUUAUAGUUCUACAGCAAUUCUUCUGAAUUGACUUUCUCUUUCAUCCCGUCAGCUUUGCACAAUAUCCCAGUAAUGGCAAGGACCAGGUGAGGAAAUAAGAUUAUUAACAAAGAAUGGUAGAUGAGUCACCUCUGUACUGGCUCAGAUACCACUGAGCCCCCAUCCAAAGUGGGAGAAAUAACCUCAGUUAAAUAUUUUCCAUCAAAGUCUUUAAAAGAAGAGUAUACCGAAGAAAGGAUAGUCACAGUACUUCUAACAACUUCUAAAGGGUACAUGUUUAACAUUUCAUUUAAAAUUCACCCCAAAUUUGCACUAAAUACCAAUGAAGUGUUAUUUUGCUUUAGUUAUGUUGCAGUCUUUUUCUGAGCAACGAACCAUGGGGAAAUUCUGUAAAAAUAUAUGAAAAGUUCAAGACUUUUUUUUUUUUAAAUGAAUGAUUUCUAUGUUAAGUACACAAACUUUUUUUUAAAAAUUUCAACCAACAUACAUUUCUGCUGGCAAGGUUAUAGAUGAUUAACCUCUGUUCCUAGACUUAUAUAUAAAACUAGAGUUUUUUGUUUACUUUUUUAAUUUUUCAAGUGCAAUUGUUUCUUAUACAAACAUUAUUACUAUUAUCAUUUUAGCCAGUUAUCUGCAAAUGUAUAGUAUGUGUUGUCUCUUCUUGUGACGUUUAGUUUGCUUAUUUUAAAGCAGAAACAUUAGUUAGUGUCUUGCAAUAUUUUUACCAACAAUAAAAAUUAAGUAGACUUAAUGAAAAUAUGUUAGUGUGAUUUUAAUAUUAUUUUGAAAUUUCGGUUGUAUAAAGUUUUAAUGUAAAAUAUUCAUUAUUGAAGGGAAAAGAUCUUUCAAUAAAAAAUAC
Molecule: messenger RNA, 7175 nt
Organism: Microcebus murinus (gray mouse lemur)
Lineage: Eukaryota; Metazoa; Chordata; Mammalia; Primates; Cheirogaleidae
Source: RefSeq, a predicted model, not a curated record